Symbiodinium sp. CCMP2592 is the source of this 504-nucleotide messenger RNA. The record is from the annotation of a GenBank genome assembly. Lineage: Eukaryota; Dinophyceae; Suessiales; Symbiodiniaceae.
AUGGUUGAGUCGGAGGAUCUGAACUUCAAGGCCAGACUCACUUGGGCAGAGCUCAACAGUGCCACGGUGGAUCGAGGGCACAAUUUUCUUCGGACUGCAGAACGAGCUGCAGCAGUGGUGCCAGGAAUCCUGGGCACCGACUCCAAGGGAGGUUACGACGCAGUGAUGCGUCACGAAGGACCUGACCUUGGGUUAUCCAAUGCUCGUGCGGCCAUUCAAGGUCAUCAGCUCAAGGAGGGCAUGAACCGAGUUCAUACCAAGCUGAUUUGGUUGGCCAGUGACUUCAACCUGUCGGAUGCUUUGACCAAACGUUCGCCAGAGUGUCGAAAGAGCUUUGUACAGUUUCUACGCACUGGCAUUUGGAUGUUGAGGUUCAACCCUCAGUUUGUUGUUUCUGCCAAGCGAGCUAAGCAACAGGGCCUAGAUGCUGUCAGCCAGCUGAAACAGUACACAUCCAAGGCAUCAAGAUCCAAGAAAGUUUUUGGACUGGUGCAACAGUCGUAG